Molecule: messenger RNA, 5863 nt
Organism: Galleria mellonella (greater wax moth)
Lineage: Eukaryota; Metazoa; Arthropoda; Insecta; Lepidoptera; Pyralidae
Exons: 11
Coding region: 1131-5252 (1373 amino acids)
Cellular component (GO): endoplasmic reticulum
Source: RefSeq, a predicted model, not a curated record
UGGCCCAUUCUAUGCCGUGACCAUAUAGCAAUAUGAUAAAUAAAAAAAAGUUAGGAUAUAUAAAAGAUGCAUUUACUUUUAUUAGUGUUUAGGUACUUUAAAUGUAUUGAGAUUUACAUAUUAUUUUUUUAUGAAAGAUAAUUAUACCAAAACACCAAUGAGGUAUAAUAGAUGUGAAUAAAAUCCAGCCAGUACGCCAUCGUGACGAAUUCAAAAAUAAACCUCUAAUAUGGUUUCCAGGGAAAACCGCAUAGAGAUCGACUUGGCAGGAUAUAUUUUUGGAGCUCUUAGCUAUGUAACUAUCAUUUUUAACUUUCGGUAAAUUCGUCAAGAUAGGCUAGCUGAUAUGACUUCAUCCUCAAUAUAUUCUUCAUUCUCAACCCAGUAUUUUCCCACCACAUAGCAUUUGAUUUUUCUUAUCUGUACCUUCUAAAACAUUUUUAAGUAAUUAUAAUUAUACGUUAUACCUAUUUUAAACACUUUUUUGUUUAAAUAAGUCGACGAAUUUAUUAUAGGAUCAGAAAGUAUUACCAAACGACUUCAUUCAUAGGAGUUCAAAAUAACUUUACACGCGUCAAAGGAAACUAGUCACAGGAUGCUAUUCUUGUUUAUCUGUAUCCGACACUGACGUGCACAAUGGCGCUAAAUCGAUAUAUAACGCACACAGACACCCUUAAAUUUGUGCCCUGCGCAUGCCUGGAGACUUUCACUACGAAACGUAUAACGACAUUUCAUCGUGAGUAAAGGCUAUUUUCUCUAUGUUAGGCGCCUACAAGUCGAUGCGAUUUGAAUUUUUAUACAGUACGCUGGUAAAAGCCAAACGGACCCACCGUUCCCUUUCGCGACAAUCCCAGUAAACAUCGCAUCAGCUGGUCGACUACGCAGUCUCAAAUGCGAUCGAAAUAUGGCAUAUAAUAAUUCAUAUUUCUACUUUGAUUUUUCAAUGAUUCUGAGUGUUUUGCCAUCUCGAUAUAUCAUUAACCGAAUCCACUCGUAACCCAUGAAUGCUCGCAUAUACUAGCCCGCAGUGACACUGCAUCGAGUUUGUUACUGUUAGGUCGUUAGCACAGUGGCUGGUGCAAUUUUUAAGGUAUGCGUUUAUUAUCAAAUGUGUACGACGUGCAGGACAGAUGAGCGCUAUUUUAAACUCCCUCCGAAACUUAGCAGCGUCGUCCAGGGCCAGCUCAGCGGGCGAGAGUGGCGCGAAAUUUGGCGUGAGUCCAGGCGACGAGGGCGAAGGCCCCGGCGAGGGCGGGUACGCCGAGUGGCUACAUGCUAUGAGGCUGGUCGCCCGUCUGCCCGCCGGAGUGCCUCUACACUUUCGCAAAAAGCUAUGGCUGACAUUAGCAGAACGUCAUUUAACAGCAAGAGGUGUCGACUGGUCAACAGCCGAGCGAGCUGCUUUUCGCGGCACCGCUCAACCCGAUGACACUGAACUGGGAGCUCAGAUUCUUAAGGAUUUACAUAGAACAGGUUGUUCCUUAUUCUGUGGUACAGAAGGACGAGAAAAUCAAGCCAUGCUCCGCAGAGUGUUAUUAGCUUACGCGAGAUGGAACAAAGACGUUGGAUACUGUCAAGGCUUUAAUAUGUUAGCAGCAAUAAUACUGGAAGUUAUGGAAAAAUCUGAAUCGGAUUCUUUAAAGGUUAUGAUAUACUUAGUAGAAGCAGUGUUGCCCGAAGGAUAUUUCGCAGAUGAUCUUCGCGGACUCUCUGCAGAUAUGGCUGCAUUCAGGGAUUUAUUAAGAUUACGUUUGCCACGACUCGCGAAUCAUAUGGAUCAUUUACAAAGGAUAUCAGAUGGUGGAGGUGUAGAGCCUCCACUACCAGACGUAUUCACCAUGCAGUGGUUUCUCACACUGUACGCUACAUGGCUGCCUCGAGACUCAUUAUUGCGUAUUUGGGACCUCAUUUUACUCGAUGGAAAUGAGAUCUUAUUGCUCACUGCACUUGCUAUUUGGGACAUGUUACAAGAUCGAAUAUUAUCUGCGCGAUCUGCGGACGAAUUCUACAGUUGCAUGGGUGGUGGCGCUAGCGCAGUGUGGGCAGCUGGUGACGGCCUUGUGGCAAAAGUGGUGACGUUUGGAUCGGUACCAGAAUUGCCACGGCUUCGCAGUCUGCAUAGAUAUAGAGUAACACCUCCAGCACCGCCUAAUGCACCACCAGUAUACCAACCGCCUCUACAUUCCGCGAUGCAAUCAAUGACUAAACGAGGACUUCGUUUAUUUUAUUCUGAAGAUGAAGGUGAUUCAAGUGAUGAUGGAAACAAAAUGGCAUUAGCUACGGUGAUACCGAGGCGAGAAAAUCGUGUAGGAGCUGGUGAUAGACUUUCAUUAGACAUAGGAGCUUUAAAACGUCAAUAUGCUCGACUGAGAGAACGACAAAGACAAGCCCAUGUUAUUUUAGCAGCUGCUUGUGCACGACAUGCAGCAGUUGGUGUUCCGACAUCUCCAACUUCACUUACGGUCAAUAAUUUACUUUUGGGAAAAAGUGCAAUAGUUAGUUCACGAGGUCGUAGACUUGGUCCUCCUCCCGGAGCAGUUCCACCUUCUCGACAAGCAUUAUCACCUCGAGAGAAUACUGAAUUACGUCCACGUGGCCGAUCAAAUGAUACUAUCAGUUGGAAAGAGGAACAAAGACGGAAAUCACUUAGUAGAAGGAAUUCCCUCAAGUGGAAAGAUAUUAAAAAGGAAAAACCCAAAGAAAAAAAUAGAAAAGCUUCUAUUGAUUUAGAUGAGGCUGGAGACGGGAUUAUUGUAUCUGAAUUGGAAGCUAAUGAAAUGAUUGCAUCUUUAAGAUCUCGUAGCUCAAGUGAAACUUCAUCAUAUUCAUCUCACACAGCAUCUAGUACUGAUACUAGUCUUUGUGACGAUAACGAAAAAGCUAGUGAUUCUGAAUCUGAUUUAGUAGAUGAUGAUAAUGAAAAAAAGUACAAAAAGCAUCAUGACAAAAAGCUUUCACCUGGUUCAACUUUUAAAGAAAAUAAACUUAUUAGAUCUCCUGUUAUUAAAGAAACAAAAAUAAAACAUUCUCCUGAAGUUGAAUCUAAAACAAUAUCCUCAGAGAAAUCAGUCAAAGAUAUCACAGAUUACUUAGAUUCUGCUGCUGGUGAACCUCUUCGCGCCUAUAUUGACGGUUUCGAAACUAAAUUAAAAGAUAAUAAUCUAAUUUUAAGCAGUGAAAGUGAAAUAUAUAAACCAUUAAGUCCUUAUAAAAGUAUAUCACCUUAUUCUCCUUUAAAAACGCCGGAAAAAAGUGACAUAUUACAAAAAUUAACCAGAAUAAAAUGUGACGAUACUUUAAAAUAUAGUGAAACUGUGAAGCCUAUGAAUCUUAUAAAAACUUCAAAAAAUUUUACUGAAUUAAGCCCUAUUGAUCUAUCCCCAUGUAACUGUAGCGUAGAGCGUAAAUCUCCAUAUGAUUAUGAUUUUGAAUCUAAUUUUAAGCAUACCUCUUUUUCUAAAAUAAGCACAUCUUCGAGACCUCCAGAUUUAAUUGACAGUUUUACAAUGUACCCAAAUUUUGUUCCUGAUAUUGACUUAUCAGACAAAAAUAUAUCAGAUGUUGAAAGUCCACCAAGAAGUCCUGGUGCUGAUAGUAUCAUUGUAAGUGAAGAUGAACCACCAAUUCAGUUAAAAAUCGACAAAUAUUUUGAACAUAGUCCAGAAUUUUUUGGAGCUCGUGUUACGGAUCCCAAUAAUUCCGAUAUACCUAAUAGAAGACCGACAAAGCGAUAUUCUAGAUUACCGAAAAAACCAGACUCCUUAACUCUUCAUGUAAGCACUAAUGAAAAAUUAAUGAAAAGUGAUGUAGAGAGAGCUUCUUCUUUGCCCCAAAGUCAUAGUUUCUCAAAUAAUCCUAUAUCAAACAUAAAACAAGACAAUGGUAGUGAUGACAAACAUAAGGAAGUUUGUAUAGAAAAAUCCACGAUUUUGACUCCAAAAUCUCCAAAGACUGUACAAGAAAUGAAAAAAGAUGAUUAUUUUUCUCCUAAGGAUUAUAUUUUACGUUCAGGUCGAAAAAAUAGUGAAAGAGCUUUACAAAUUAUACAAGAAAAUUCCAAAAUAUUAAGUAGAAUCCUAACAAAGCAAAACAUAGCAGACACAAAUAAAGCCAAAAAAUUUGAAGAUAUUAAAAAUUUACAAAAAUCAAUAGAAAUGCAACGAACAGAAAAUGAUGAAUGUAUCACAGAAAAAUCUAUUGAAAACAAACUAGUCGAUUCGCCGAUACUUAAAGAGUCAACCUCUGAUUCGUUGAUAGGUUACAGAAAAAAUAGCAUAAAUAAUGUAACUACAGAAAAAAGUGAAUUCGUUAGAAUUAGACCUAUUUCAAUUGAUGACCCAUUCUCAUUAGAAGUGCACAAUGUUGCAUCUCGAAAUGAAGAUUUCUCCUUAAAAACAACAAAAACACCCAGUACCGAAUGUUUAGGAAAUAAAACCGAUUUUUAUGGAUGGGAAAAUAAGGGAUUUCUGGCAAAAUGUGACUAUAAAAAUACGUCGACCAAACCUGAAUCUAGUUACGAUUAUGACAUUAAAAACAAAAUACUAUGUGAGUCUAGACAAGAUAACUUACUUCAUAAUGAAUUAAAACUUGCAACAACAUCCGAAUGGUCUCGACAUUCUUUCUCAGGUGACUCAAGAAGUCCUGUUUCUCUGCCAUCAGCAGAGCCAAAAGAUCUCUCUACAUACGAUAAACAUUUCACACCAGAAGAUUAUAAUUAUCCACUUUCUAGCAAAUAUAAUGAUUUUAUUCUGUCUAAAGCAAGUGAUAUAUGUAGUAAAACUGUCGACCAGGGCCCGAAAGUAUGUGAGAAUUUAUUAAAGACUGAAAAUAGCCAAGUUAGUGAUUUUACUAAUGUAGUAACUUCUUCUAUUAGUUUCACUUACGAACGUUCAGUAGACGAUGACUCGCCGAUAGAGGUUAAAAGCAAUUCUAGUGAUACUUUAUGUCAAAUUACAUCACUUGAUCAGAUAUCUACUCCAAUAUCGCCUAAGAUAUUUCCUAGAGAUACGCCAAUACUCACAAAAGAUACCAUAGAAAAAAGCGAUAAAACAAAAAUAGAAUCAGAUGAUACAUGUAGUGGUGUUACUUCGCUUUUAGAGACAGAUACUCUAUCGUCCAUUUCUUAUCCACGUAGUCCAUCAUCAGGUUCGUACCAUCCAUUUCCUACUCGCCCAGCUAUGCGUAUGCCAAAGGAACUCGGCAUUAGAUUAGGCAUGUAUCCAAAAGAUACAAUGAAUUCCCCUCCAAAAUAAAUUAUAGUUUUAAUGAGAGAUAUUGUUAAUGUUUUAUUUUUCUAAGUUUUCCUAAGUGAAUUUUCUUUUUAGAUGUAUGUUUUGUGAUCCAAUUAAAAUACUACAAAUGUUAUUUUAAUUAAAUAAGUAAUUUUCGAUCACUUUCGUGUUACAAUAACACAAAAAUGUUAUGUUAAUAAAUUACAUAUGAAAACACAUUAUAAAAUACAGAUGUCGAUAACUUUAGAAUAUUAUAAUUUCAUAUUAUUGUUUUACAUUAGCUCAUGGAAUACGUUAAGCUAAACCCAUGGAAAUAUUUAUUUAUUUACAAUAUAAAUAAAAUGCUACUUGAAGCUAUAUCGUAUUCCAGAGUGUAGUUUGGUCUAGAAACAAAACAAACAAGUUGCCUUGAAUCCAACAUGAUAUGUAAUAAUCCUUCGCAAUACUAUGUAAUUAUGUAAUAAGAUAGAUAUACUAAUUGUUUGAAGUCAAUAUAAGUUAUGGCAAAUAAAUAUAAAUUUCGCUAUAGAUUUAAAGUUCUAUCUGUGCAAAUUGGAAAAGAUUUUGUUGUUAGAAAAAAUUAUUUAUUCUACGACAAUAUUGACGAAAUAUAUACAAUAUGCGACUGCUAA